Messenger RNA from Ochotona princeps (American pika), 3771 nucleotides. It is a transcript of the gene STC1, whose product is annotated as stanniocalcin 1. Gene Ontology annotation, molecular function: hormone activity. The coding region runs from base 196 to 939 and encodes 247 amino acids. The transcript has 4 exons. The record is from RefSeq and is a predicted model, not a curated record. Gene Ontology annotation, biological process: intracellular calcium ion homeostasis. Lineage: Eukaryota; Metazoa; Chordata; Mammalia; Lagomorpha; Ochotonidae. Gene Ontology annotation, cellular component: extracellular region.
UGCAAGAGGCAGCCACUGCAGCAGCAGCAGCAGCGUCCUCGGGAGCAGCAUCAGGAGCAACCAACACUCCACCAAAUCCUCACGUACGCCUUCAGGGUAUCCAGAUCCACAUCUUCACUCAAGCCCGGAGAGGGAGCGAGGAAAGGGGGGGGAAGAAAAAAAAAACCCAACAACUUAGCGGAAACUUCUCAGAGAAUGCUCCAAAACUCAGCAGUGCUUCUGGUGCUGGUGAUUGGUGUUUCUGCAACCCAUGAGGCGGAGCAGAAUGACUCUGUGAACCCCAGGAAAUCCCGGGUGGCGAUUCACAGCUCAGCUGAAGUGCUUCGCUGCCUCAACAGUGCUCUGCAGGUUGGCUGUGGGGCUUUUGCAUGCCUGGAAAACGCCACCUGUGACACAGAUGGGAUGCUUGACAUCUGUAAAUCCUUCUUGUUCAGCGCUGCUAAAUUUGACACUCAGGGAAAAGCAUUUGUCAAAGAAAGCUUAAAGUGCAUUGCCAAUGGGAUCACCGCCAAGGUCUUCCUCGCCAUUCGGAGGUGCUCCACUUUCCAGAGGAUGAUUGCCGAGGUACAGGAAGAAUGCUAUACCAAGUUGAACGUGUGCAGCAUUGCCAAACGGAACCCCGAAGCCAUGACAGAAGUUGUCCAGCUCCCCAGUCACUUCUCCAACCGAUACUACAACAUACUCAUCCGAAGCCUCCUAGAAUGUGAUGCUGACACGGUCACCAAAAUCAGAGAUAGCCUGAUGGAGAAAAUUGGGCCCAACAUGGCCAGUCUCUUCCAAAUUCUGCAGGCAGACCACUGUGCCCAAACCCACGCACGAGCUGACUUCAACAGGAGGCGCACCAGCGAGCCCCAGAAGCUGAAAGUGCUCCUCAGGAACCUCCGAGGUGAGGGGGACUCUCCCUCCCAUAGCAAACGCACCUCCCAUGAGAGUGCAUAACCAGGGAGAGGUAUUCAUAAACCUCACCACAACUAGUAUCAUUUGAGGGGUGUUGACACACCAACUUCGAGUGUACUGUGCCUGGUUUAAUUUUUUUUAAGUAGUUCCUAUUUUCUAUCCUCCCCCUAAAGAAAAUUGCAUGAAACUAGGCUUCUGUAAUCACAAUCCCAAUAUUCUGCAAUGGCAGCAUUCCCACAACCAGAAUAUGUUCCAUCAUUCUGCCUCUCCGCAGGAGAAAAUAAUGUCUUCCAUCAAUUUUCCUCUACCAUGUCCUUCCCCAACCCCAAUCACCCUCAAUCACAAAACUUUCAUGUAACUCCCCCAUCAUUGUAAUUUGAAGAUGUGGAUCCCUUUAGAAUGUUUGCCCUAGUAGAGUUAGCUGAUAAGCAACAACUUUAUUUAAAUGCAUGUCUUAACUGCUCAUAAAGAUGUUAAAUGCAAUUCGUGUUAUGAAUCUGUGCUGGCCAUGGACGAAUAUGAAUGUCAUGUUUGAAUUCUUGAUCUCUAAUGAGCUAGUGAUCCUCCAAUGUCUAAUUUCCUUUCUGACACAUUUACCAAAUUGCUCAGGCCUGACUCUCUAACCAGACUUUGAGCCUUCAUCUUCUUGCAUCUAAUGAAAAACAAAAAGCUAACAUCUUUACGUACUGUAACUGCUCAGAGCUUUAAAAGUAUCUUUAACAAUUGUCUUAAAAACCAGAGAAUCUUAAGGUCUAACUGUGGAAUAUAAAUAGCUGAAAACUAAUGUACUGUACAUAAAUUCCAGAGAACUCUGCUUAAGCAAAGCAGGAUAUAAUAACUUUAUUGCAUAUAGAUUUAGUUUUGUAACUUAGCUUUAUUUUUCUUUUCCUGGGAAUGGAAUAACUAUCUCACUUCCAGAUAUCCACAUAAAUGCUCCUCGUGGCCUUUUUUAUAACUAUGGGGGUAGAAUAGUUUUAACUCAACAUCAAAACUUAAGAUGGGCUUAUAUGAGAUAGGGAAAACUAACAGGUUUAUCUGAAGGACCCCAGGUAAAAUCUUCACCUCCCAGCCCACCUCAACCCAGAGGCUACUUUUGACUUUGACCUAUCUUGAAAUAACUCUGUCACAUCCAACUGGGAAUUACAGCAAUGAACAAAACAGAUCAUCCCUUUGGCCUUGGACCAAUCACAGUGUGAAAAGGGUCUACUUUGUGUUGGGAAGUGGCAGCUCCUGACUCACUACCUUUCAUCAGUGCCAGCAACUCUGGCAAAUGAUGAUGGGGGUGGGAGGUUUUCCAUUUAAUCAAUCAGGAAUGAGUCAAUUAGCCUUUGGGUCUUUAUUCUGGAGCACUUGGGGCUGAGGGAGUAUAAAUAACCCUGGGCUGUCCAGCCUUAAUAAACUCCUCUUACAUUUUUGUCCUGUAGCAUGCUGCCUGCCAAAGUAGUCCUGGCAGCUUGACCAUCUCUGUAGGAUCAUUAAAAAAAAAAAAAGAAAAAAAAGAUAGCAAGAAAGAGGGAAAAAGAGCUGGUGGUUUGAUCAUUUAUGCCAUGAUGUUUACGAGAUGGCGACCACCAAAGCCAAAUGAUGAACCUAUCUAUGAACAACAGUAGUUUCUCAGGGUUACCGUCCUUAAACCCAAAAGUCCCUUUUGAGUGUCACUGCCCACCAAAGGUCAAUGUUGAGAGAGGAAGAGGGAGGAGGGGUAGUUCUGCAGGGGCCACUCCAAACUCGCUUAGGUAGAAAUUAUUGGUGCUUGACUCUCACUAGGCUAAACUCAAGAUUUGACCAAAUCGAGAAAUAGGGAUCCUGGUGGGAGGAGGGAGGGCACAUUUCCAGAAAAAUGAUAAGCAAUACAACUUUACCACAAAGCCUUUAAAAUCAGUCACAUGCUGCUCCAGGACCAAGAGCAAGUGCAGCAGAACCCAGCAGCAGCAGCAGCAGCAGCAGCACAGCCACUGCUGCCUUUGUCCCCACAAAGCCUCUAAGCGUGCUGACAUCAGAUUGUCAAGGGCAUUUUUAUACUCAGAACUGUCCCAUCCCCAGGUCCCCAGGUCCCCAAAUACAUGGACACUGCCUUAGCCUCUUGGAAAUCAGGUAGACCAUUCUCUAAGUUAGACUCUCCCUCUCCCUCCCCACCACCACCUAUCCCCAGGCAAGGCUGACUUCUCUGAAUCAGAAAUUAUUCAAGUGUGUGUGUUGUGUCCAUUUCGCAAACCCACUAAGCCAGGACCCUGAAUGCAACAAGUAGUUCCUGAGGAUUCCUAGCAAAAAUUUCUUAGUUCAGUCUGGUAGAUUCUCUUCGUUGGUUGUGACCUUUUUAAAGUGUGGUACCCACCCCUUCCCCUUUUCUCCCCAUGAUGAUAUUUAUAUAUGUAUCUACAAUACAUAUACCAACAAAUAUGGAAAGAAGCAGUUCUCACAAUAUUGCUAGUUUUUUGCUUCUCUUUUCCCCACCCCGCCCUCUCUCACCAGACUCUUUCUUUCAUCUUCAGCUUCAUCUUCUGUUUGCUGCACAGCGUUUUGUGGGGGCUGUCCUAGACCAGUUUGCAUGAUUCCUCUAUUGUGAUUUGGUUGCACUUUAGACAUUUUUGUGCCAUUAUAUUUGCAUUAUGUAUUUAUAAUUUAAAUGAUAUUUAGGUUUUUGGCUGAGUACUGGAAUAAACAGUGAGCAUAUCUGGUAUAUGUCAUUAUUUAUUGUUAAAUUACAUUUUUAAGCUCCAUGUGCAUAUAAAGGUUAUGAAACAUAUGGUAAUGACAGAUGCAAGUUAUUUUAUUUGCUUAUUUUUAUAAUUAAAGAUGCCAUAGCAUAAUAUGAAGCCUUUGGUGAAUUCCUUCUAAGAUAAUAAUAAUAAUAAAGUGUUACCUUUGACUGGU